Molecule: messenger RNA, 1430 nt
Organism: Episyrphus balteatus (marmalade hoverfly)
Lineage: Eukaryota; Metazoa; Arthropoda; Insecta; Diptera; Syrphidae
Gene: eIF3j
Product: eukaryotic translation initiation factor 3 subunit J
Exons: 6
Coding region: 162-863 (233 amino acids)
Cellular component (GO): eukaryotic translation initiation factor 3 complex; cytoplasm
Molecular function (GO): translation initiation factor activity
Source: RefSeq, a predicted model, not a curated record
AUUUUUUCACUGUCUAAAAAAAAAAGAGCCACACGUCUCAUUUUCCCAAGUGUUCAAAAGCAAGAAGUGAAUUUUUUCUUUUUCAACUUUCAGAAAAAAUUCACACAAAAUAUUAAUAAAUUAACAAAGCAAAAUUGAUUAAAUACAAUUAAAUAUCAAUCAUGGAUGACGAUUGGGAAACUGUUGCCGAUAAAGAAAUUGUUGUACGGCCGAAAGUUGCAAGUUUAAACAAAUGGGAAGGUGAAGACGAAGAAGAAGAUGUAAAGGACAGUUGGGAGGAUGAAGAGAAAAAAGAUGAAGAAAAAGAACAACCAAAACUAACUCCAACCAAAAAAGUUCUAAACAAGGCACAAUUAGCUAAACUUUCUGAAAAAGAGCGUUUGAAACGUGAAGAAGAAGAACGAUUGGAAGAAGAACGAUUAGAAAAAUUAUCACCCGAAGAAAAAUUGGCCGAAAAAUUACGAUUACAACAAAUUGAAAAAGAUAACGACCUCAAAAGUGCUUUAGAAACAUUUGGCAUUGCAACUAGUUUAGAUUCAUUUAAUCCGGAAAGCAAAGCAGAAUUCAAAGAUUUCGGCGAUGCAAUUAGUACGCGUGUUUCUCUUUAUAGGUCAUCAGAUGAAUUUCCCAAUUUCGUAGAAGAUUUAGUUCGUAACAUAUGUGCAAAUUUAACUGCAGCUGAAUUGAAAAAAAUUAAAAUCACAGUAGAAAGUCUACAUACGGAAAAACAAAAAAUGGAAAAACAAAAUACGAAAAAGCCUGUUGGCAAAGGCAAAGGAAAGAUUACUCUUAAGAUGGAUCAAAAUAUUACGGAAGUAGUUGACUACAAAUACGAUUAUGAUGAUUACGAUGAUUUUAUGUAAUAUUUUCCAACACACCAUCACUGUCGUCGCAUCGUCUAGGUCAACAAAUAUAAAUACAUAUAUAAAUUUAUAUAUAAAAAUAUUAUUUCGUUUUUUUUACCGUCAUUAUUACCUAGUUUGUGAAUUUAUUUUUAAAUAAUUUUUAUUGAUAAUUAUUAUUUUACUUUUUUUCUUCUUUCUUCUCUAUGAUAUGAUGUUUCUUUUUUUAUCUCAAAACACAAACAUUGUUGUUGUUUUUUUUUUAAAUAAUAUUUUGAAUAUAAAAUGUGUUUUUUUUUUAUAUUCCUCCAACCGUUUUUCAAGUUGUUAAAUAAUUUUAUGGAAGGAAACAAAAAAAAAAAAAACAAAAAGAAAAAAAAAACUACAAAAGCGCAAAAAGGAAAUAAAUAAAAAAAAAUUGUUAUUAAAUUAUUAUUAAUCAAGGGAAAACAAAAAAAAAAACCGUAUUUGCAGUCAUACAUCUAUGUAUUUUUAUAGUUCCAAAACAGGUACGGAUUGAACAUAUGAAAAACAAUAUUAAGAAAAACCUACAACAAAACAAAAACAAAAAAAAAAAAAAGAAUAAAA